Molecule: messenger RNA, 1190 nt
Organism: Trichoderma atroviride IMI 206040
Lineage: Eukaryota; Fungi; Ascomycota; Sordariomycetes; Hypocreales; Hypocreaceae
Biological process (GO): protein polyubiquitination
Cellular component (GO): nucleus
Molecular function (GO): ubiquitin conjugating enzyme activity
Source: RefSeq, a predicted model, not a curated record
ACCGACUGGACUUUUUAGGCGGUUGGCGUUACCUACAAAAUACAUGUACCGUAGUUCAGCCACCGCUGCUAUUCAGCCCGCUCUUUUUUUUCUGACUACCGCUAAGACUACUACCGCCUACAGCGAUUUACUGUGCCUUUCUCUUCUCUUCCCUUCCAACCCCUCCACUUCGACAUACAAACUCUCCUGGAUCUGCACAGCACCGCCAUCAGGGACUGCGCAACCACCAUCACAUAAAAUCUUCAUCGCAUUUCUUGGACGCGCAGACGGUCGCCUUGCAUCGUCUCCAUCGUCCGCCUGGGAUCUUUUGAUUCUUUCUCCUCUCCCUCGAUCCGAGAUCGAUCUCCCACCACCCCCUUAGAUACCACAUACUCUCAUCACAAUGGCCUUGAAGCGCAUCAACAAGGAGCUUAAGGACCUCGGCACCGACCCGCCAUCCUCCUGCUCUGCCGGCCCUGUCGGCGAAGAUCUGUUCCACUGGCAAGCUACUAUUAUGGGACCCGGUGAUUCACCAUACUCAGGAGGCGUCUUCUUCCUGAAGAUUCAGUUCCCCACUGACUACCCCUUCAAACCUCCGAAAGUCAACUUCUCUACCAGAAUCUACCACCCCAACAUCAACAGCAACGGCAGCAUCUGUCUCGACAUUCUGAGAGACCAGUGGAGCCCUGCUCUGACCAUUUCUAAAGUUCUGCUAUCUAUCUGCUCUAUGCUCACAGACCCGAACCCCGAUGAUCCGCUCGUGCCCGAGAUUGCGCACGUGUACAAGACCGACCGGCCCCGAUACGAGGCCACCGCUCGGGAGUGGACCCGCAAGUACGCCGUCUAGGCAAGAUCAAACGGUUUCUUUUGGGGGGUUUGAUGGCGCUGGGUGUUUGACGUCCUCUAUCACGAAAUGACGGUGCGGCAUGUUUGGCGACCCUUUUGCGUUGUAACCGGUCGAGUGGGAUGGUAGUGGGAAGCGGACAGACCAAGCUUUUCUCUUUACUAUUCUAUCAUUCCUUCAAGCACACUGGGUGAAUGAUGUCAGGGGAGCCGCAUGGCCGGCGGACAGGUGGCAGACUAGACAGAUAUAUCCGCUAUUCUAAGGGCUUAUGCGGCUGGUUAACUUUGGGUUUGCAUCAAUACCGCGUUAUUUGCAUCCAGAAACAGGCAUCUGAUUAAUUACGUCUCUUAAGAAUGUUUUCACUUGG